AUGACUUCUGGAGAUGCAUUCAAACUGUACAACAAACCCAAAGCCAGGACUUCUGCGAGCAAGAGGAAAGAAAGCAGGCAGUACCCUGGGGAAAGUAGCAGCGACCCUUCCAAGAAAAGGGCUCGGACUGAGAAACCUCCUACACCUGUACCUUCCAAGGAAAUUACUCCUCCUCCAGCUCCCAUCGACCCGACUCCCCCAACUUCUAUUGACUCGACUCCUCUAGCUCCUAUCAACCCAACGCCUCUUGACCAGUCAGGAAAAACUCAGGCCGAGGCUGUUUUGAACACAGCCUACAACUCGGCCAAUGAUAAACUGAAGAAGCUAUCAAGCCAUCGGCGCAGUCAGGAAGCCUUCAGUAAUGUCUCCUCCAUGAAGGUUAAGCAGAUUCUUAGUCACUCACUGAAUGAAAUACUCAGUGGAGUUUUGACCCUGAGUAUUGGCUGGCGUCAUUCGGAGGAGACGUCUGCCAAGCAUGCUGAAGAAAUUAAGGCUAUCGAGGGAAGACUCGUUGAGCAGCUCAAAGCGCCCGAGGAUAGACACGCCCAACUGGGCGAGGAGCUAAGAGCAGCUGAGGAGCAAAGUGCCAAAAUGGGCGAGGAGCUAAAGCAACAUAAUGAGACCUUGGCCAAAGUCACUGAGUCCAAAGAGAAGUAUAGGGAGGCUUCGGUGAUUAAUUUCAAAGAAGCUUCCAAACUCCAAGACGAGCUGGCUAUUAGCAGGAAAGAAACUACUGAACUGGAGGAGCAAGUCAAAUUGCUCGAAGAGACCAACGCUAGUGACUUUGAGAGGUUUAAGGAUGCAGCUAAGCUGGCAAUUGCUCGCCUAGAGGAAGAGGAGACAGCUCAGGGAUCCCUUGAGAUUUCUUUGGCCACAGGUAUUGAAGGCAUUGACGAGGGUGCUGAUACCACAGUCGACCAACAACCUCAAGAUCCUCCAGCUACUCCUGCUGCUUCAUAA
This is a messenger RNA of Humulus lupulus (European hop), 960 nucleotides long. RefSeq lists its product as uncharacterized. The record is from RefSeq and is a predicted model, not a curated record. Bases 1 to 960 code for a protein of 319 amino acids. The transcript has 3 exons. NCBI's taxonomy places the organism in Eukaryota, Viridiplantae, Streptophyta, Magnoliopsida, Rosales, Cannabaceae.